This is a messenger RNA of Selaginella moellendorffii, 936 nucleotides long. RefSeq names its product glycine, alanine and asparagine-rich protein-like. The transcript has 4 exons. The record is from RefSeq and is a predicted model, not a curated record. Gene Ontology annotation, molecular function: structural constituent of nuclear pore. Gene Ontology annotation, biological process: RNA export from nucleus. NCBI's taxonomy places the organism in Eukaryota, Viridiplantae, Streptophyta, Lycopodiopsida, Selaginellales, Selaginellaceae. Bases 1 to 936 code for a protein of 311 amino acids.
AUGGCGGUGAAAAGUGGAUUAUUCGGCGGUUGUGCAGCACCCGGGAGAAAUCCACCAGGCGGUUGUUUUACGACCGCGCCAGAAGGUGGUGCGUUCUCCAAGCCCGCCGCGCCUGCUAGUGGAUUUGGUCAGGCUCCUUCGAGCGGCUUCGGACAGCCUGCUGGGAGCGCGCUGGGUAGUGCACUGGGUGCAUUCGGACAGACGAGACAAGUUGGAUUUGGUGGUCCAGUGUCAGGUGCAGCUGGUUUCGCAAAUGCUUCGCCGGGCGGUGGUUUUGCUCCUGCGGCAACCGGCAGUGGUUUUGCCAGUGCUACGUCGGCUGCUGGUUUUGCGGCCGCGGCAUCAGGUGGUGGCUUUGCAGUUCUCCGAACGAGGUGGCCUGCGGGCUCUGCGUUACGCCAAAAGGAUUCGCCGCUGGCGCAGAAGGCAAGGCCGAGCCCAGGCCGAGAUUCCCAAAGCCCGAGAAUGCAGUCGAGGGGGCCUCCUCGUCCACGUCAUCUUCCUCUUCCUCUGGUGGCGGCCGCACGGCUUGAGUAUGUGGACGUAGCAGCUGAGGACGAUGCAAACAAUAAUGCAGUAGCGGGAGACGCUGAUGGCGGGAAGCUGAAAGCUGCUGGCUUCACUUCUGAUGUAGUACGUGGAGCUGCAGGUAGAAGAGCAGCCGAGGUCGACGAGCUUACAAGCGACUGGGAGGAACCGCUGGAGACGCUACAUGUCGCUGCUAUAUAUCUGAAGAUAAAAGAUGUGGUGACUGGUGUACCCUUCAGCUCCGAAGAUGUGGAAGUUGCUGGUGUAGCCUGCACUGUGGAAGCUGUAGUUUCCACGUCCGAAGGUCUGGAAGACGCAACAGCCGGUGCAGCCUUCAACGUCGACGAUGAAGUGAACGGUGUAGCCUUCAACUCCAACGAUGGUAGCCACGUUGAUGAUGAGUGGUGA